AUGGACAACCGCGCGCAACAAGCCAUCGCCAAGGUUGACGACACGGUGAACUAUCUCUUCUACACAGCCGAUCAAAUCUACGAACUCAUUAAUGAGAAGCGUUUUCUCCCGAAGAAUCCGACCGGCGCAAAUGGAGCUACCAACAGUCGGAUGAAAUCGAUGGCGCAAAGCACGAAUUCAACGUUUAGCUCGAAGAGAAGCCUGACUGAACAAUCUGCACAGCAAACUCAUCGACAAUUUUCCGGUCCAUGUUUUUGCCAGCGGAAUCGUCAAAUUCCAAAGAGCUCGUUGGAUCAAGAUGCCUACUCGAACAACCGUGAAAUGAGAAGCCUUUGUGCCAAUCAAGCUUCUGUCUCCAAACUGCCUUCUGAACAAACUCCGAUCAAUCAAAUUGUUGUAGAUGCUCCGGUAAAGGGUGAAAUACGCAAGCAGGAUAAGAAUUUUCAACCCAUCAAGGCUCCGAAGUGUUGCGGCUCUCACAAAAAGCAUACGGAUGUCAGCGAAACUUGCCGCUCGACCAAAAUUGAACAAACCGAUGUUUCUAUGCAAAAAGGCAAAUCUUCAAAGGCAUCUCGUCAAGAUAAUAUGUUUGCCGAAGCUGAUGUAGAGCCAGAACAAUCAUCGGUCAAAACUGGCGCAAAGGUUCAUCUCGACACCCGAAAGACGAUGCCCCGCUACAACUCUGAGCAAAAGGAUGCUGGUGCUCCUACUUUGACUCAACCGAUCAACAAGCACCAACAAGCCCAGCCGUCGAUCGCAGUGAGAUAUGUGACUUCUUUUACCGAACGGACGCCAAAUUCUGGUAAAAUUACGAUGUUCCAGCAAGGGCGUGAGAAUUUUGCAUUUCCGAUCGCCGUCAAGGAUAAGAAAAUCAAUCUCGAAUACGGCAUCGGAAAAGAUAAAGAUGGGCAGCAAAUUAUUGUUUCUGCAACGCUUGUUAUCUCUCAGCCAAACGAAGAGGGAUGGAUUGAUGUGCACUACACUGCCUUUAAGCCGGAUGAAUCUUUGCUCCUUGAACUGACUACUAAGCUCCGUGGUGAAGAGCUUGACAAAAUGGGCAUCAGCUCCAUG
Messenger RNA from Mesorhabditis belari, 1071 nucleotides. The record is from the annotation of a GenBank genome assembly. NCBI's taxonomy places the organism in Eukaryota, Metazoa, Nematoda, Chromadorea, Rhabditida, Rhabditidae.